This is a messenger RNA of Plasmodium falciparum 3D7, 18444 nucleotides long. RefSeq lists its product as uncharacterized. The record is from RefSeq and is a predicted model, not a curated record. NCBI's taxonomy places the organism in Eukaryota, Apicomplexa, Aconoidasida, Haemosporida, Plasmodiidae.
AUGCUUGAAAGGCGUAAUAUAUAUCAUAAGAAAGGGGAAGGGGGGCAUUUGAAUAAAAGACUUGUAACAAAAAAGAAAAGUAAAAGAAAAGGAAGGUAUACUAAAACGCCUUUGAAUAUGCUUGAAAGAAAUAAUAAGAAUAUAAAAUUAUUAAUUACAGAUGAUAUAUCAAGAUUAAUAUAUAAAAAUGAAAUAAGAGAAAAGGAAGUUAUAUCAUCAAACGAUUAUUAUAAAAAGAUUAUAAGAAGUAAUAAUUAUGUGGUUCGAUUACAUAAUUUAUAUAAUGAAUUUAAAUUAGAUGAUUGUUUAAAUUAUGGUUUAGAGAAUUUAUUAAAAUUAAAAAAGAAUGAUUAUAUAUCGAAAGUAGAAUUUUUAAGAAUUAUAGGGAAUAUAUAUUUCCAAAUAGAAAAAUAUAAAUAUAGUGCUAUAACAUAUAUGUUGUUAUGUAAUAUAUUGAAUAGAAUUGAUUAUGAUGAAUAUAAGGUUGAACUUUGUUAUAAUGCUGGUGUUGUAUUUAUAAAAUGUUUUUUACAAUAUAAUGAUAUAAAUUUUUAUAUUAAUGCUAAGAAUGCUUUACAUUAUUCCUUAAUAUAUAAUGAUAAAAAAAAUAAUAUAUGUUAUAAUGAACAUAUAUAUGACAAUACUUUACUUAUACUUAAACAUCAUUUUCCAAAUAAAUUUCUUUCCAAAAUUAAUAAAAAGAAAAAAUUGUCAAAUUUGUUUAAAGAAUAUAUUACUACAACAGAUGAAAGUUUAGCACAUCAGAGUAGUACAUAUCUUUCUGAUUUGAGUAUAGAUCAAUUGAAAAAAAAAAAAAAAAAAAAUCAAAAAAAAAAUUUUAUACAUUUAAAUAACCAGCAAGACGGUGAUAAUAUCUCACUAACUUCUUCGUAUUUUUAUAAAAGUGUGAGUAGCGUAGAAGACAGCACAUCACGAUGUAAUAAUUAUUGUAUAGAUUAUGGAAAAGGUAAAACUAGUGAUAAAAUGGAUAAUUCCUUAUGUAAUAAACAAAAAAGGAUUAGUGAAAAAACAGACACAUUAAAGGAUAAGAAUUCUUCUUUCUUAAUUAUGGAAACAGUACCUUCCAAAGCUUCUAAUAUAUAUUUAAAUAAUUUUUUAAGCUAUGAUAAUAAUAUUGAACGAGAAAAUAACAAUAAUAUUAAUAAUAAUGAUAUUAAUAUUAAUAAUCAACAUAAUAUUAAUAAUAAUAAUAAUAUUAAUAAUCAACAUAAUAUUAAUAAUAAUCAACAUAAUAUUAAUAAUAAUCAUUGUAAUAUUAAAAACCAACACGAUCUUUUAACAUUUCCACGUGAAGAUCGAUUAACGAAUCUGAGGAACCAGGAGACUUAUAAUAAUAAUAUUGUUGAUGAUUUAGCUAACACGUGCAAUAUGAACCCCUUUUUUCAAAGUGAUUCUUUAAAAAAUAAUACAAAUUUAAUGACAAAUAAUAAUUUCCAAAGUGUAAUAAAUAAGAAUAUAUCAAAGGUAUCCAUAAUUCCUCCAUCUAACGUAAAAUAUAAUUCAUUCACGAAUGUUACAAGUAAUAUAUAUCACAAUGUAUCUAAUAAUUUAUGUAAUAACAACUUAAAUAAUAUAUUUAAGAAACCUAAACAAAAUGUUACCUUUAAUAAUUGUUCGAAUAUAUUUAGAAGUUCUUCAAAUAAUUAUUUUAACGAUUCUUUGUAUAAAUUACAACUACAAGAUGAUAAUUCAAUGAAUGUACAACACAUAGAAAAUAAAAGGUUUUUAGAUAUUACAAGAAAAUCUGAAUCUAUUAUAAAUAAUAAUAUAAUAUCAAAUGUGGUUAAUAACUUAAAUGUAAACAGAAUAAAUGAUGUAUGUAUAAAUGCUCAUAAUAAUAUAAUAGAAAAUGUAUCAUAUCCAAUACAUAAAAAUGUAUUGAUGUCAGUACAAAAUAAUAUACCUAUAUCUCAACAGAAUAAUUUUAAUAAAUAUUUAACAAAUAAUAAUGAACAGAAUAGAUAUACAGAUAUGUAUCCAUUUUUUCAAGCAAAUACAAAUCAAAAAGUUGCUUCUGAUUUUGUUCAUAAACCUAUCCUACAUAUUCAUAAUAAUUUACCAAAUAAUGUUUUUAAUAAAUCACAAAGUUAUGAUAUGAAUAAUAAAAAUGUAGGUUUCUUUAAUUACAAUCAAGGAACUCAUUCCCAAUUCUGUCAACCUGAUGUUACUAAUAUUGUUGUACCUAUUAAAGGUAUGAAUAAUAAAUUAUUAAAUAUGUCAAUAAAUAAAUCAUCAAGUAUGUCAAUGAAUAAAUCAGCAAGUAUGUCAAUGAAUAAAUCAGCAAGUAUGUCAAUGAAUAGAUUACCUAAUAGUGUUGUCAAAAUACCACAGCUUACUUUUAAUAAUAAUCAAAGAUUAAAUUCUGUUAAUAUUCCACAAAGAGGAUCCUUGAAUAUUAUUAGUUCAAGUGAUGUGAUCAAUGUACCAAAAAAUAAUAUAUUUACCAAUAUUCCAGAAAAAACUGCGCUUCAUUAUGAACAAAAUGGUGUGUUCCAUAAUUUUCAACAUGUUAACAUGAAUUGUUCAGGUCAAAAUGUGCAUAUGAAUAUUGACAUAAAAGAAAAGCAUAGUGAUAUUAACAUAGAAGAAAAGCAUAAGGAAUUUAACAUAGCACAAGAACAUUUCAAUGUUAACAUAUCAGAAGAACAUAUCAAUGUUAACAUGUCAGAAGAACAUAUCAAUGUUAACAUGUCAGAAGAACAUAUCAAUGUUAAUAUGCCAGAUCAUAAUUUAAAAAAUUAUUCUAAUAAUUACCAAAAAAAUUUAACAAAUAAAAGGCUCUCUUUUUCAAAGAGUUACAUAAAAGGUAUGUAUUUAAAAUCUGAAGAAAGUAUAGAAAAAGAAAAUAAAAAUGUUUAUGGAAAAAAUGAAUAUAACAAUUUGUAUAAGGAACAUUUUAUAGAAACCAUUCCAUCACAGGAUAGUAGUAGAAAAAGUCAUGAUUAUGACCAUGUAAUAUCCAUAAAAGAUGACGAUGUAGAAAGUAAGAUUCCUAUGAAUAAUAUAAAAGUUGAAAAUGAUAAAGUCCAUGAUAAUAAUAACUAUAGUAGUAUGCACAAAACAAAGCAUCAAAUGAACUAUACAGAUGAUACAUUUUUAAAUGAUUUAUUACAAGAUAAUUAUUUUAAAAAAUUGUAUGAUAGAAAUAUUAAAAAAAUGAUGGAGGAAAGAGAAAAUGCAUCUAAAAAUAUAUUUGCUAAAAAUAAAAAAAAGAAAAUCAUUUUAAAUAUUUUAAAAAAGGUGUACUAUAGAUAUGAACAUAAUUUAUCAAAUGAAUAUUAUAAUAUAUAUAAGUUGAAAAAUCAAGAAAAGAAAAAUAAAUUUGUUGUAAAAAAUAAAACCAUUGUGACAUUUCUCGAAAAAAUGUUUAGAAUUUGUAAAAGGUUUGAUGAAAAUAUGAAUAAUAAAAUACAAUUUAUUGAUACCUAUACUUAUAAAACCAAAAAGUUAAGAAAAGUACAAAAAAUGAAAAAUCUACAAAAUGAUAUAUACAAUAAUAAAUAUGAAAAUAAAAAUAAAUGCAAAUGCAAAUACAAACAUGUAUAUAGUUUGGAUAAUUUGGAAAAGUAUCAUAACAAAUUAUUACAUCUACCAUCUAAUAGGAAACAAUAUAUUACAAGUAAUUAUCAUAUUAAUGAAGAUCAGUCUAUAAAUCAAUCCAACUCAAAACAGCUUAUUAUUAAAAGUAACACAUCUAAUAUGAACAAUAAUAUAAAAUUUAAUAGUUUUAAAGAAAAGAAUAGAGUUUUAAAAAGAGCAGCUUAUGAAUUAUCACAUAAUCCUAGAUAUGUAUGUGAUAAAGGAAAUUAUUCAAUAAUAUCUGAUAUGAGAAAGGAAAAGAGACAAAGACAAUAUAUAGAACAUAUGAAUAAAGAUAUAUAUAGAAAGGAUGUAAUGAAGGAUGAAAAUUUAAAUUAUAAAUAUUUUAUAAAAUUAUAUAAUGAAAUAAGAAAUGAUAUAAACGAUAAUAAUGAUAAUAUUGAUACAAUAAAUUAUAGUCAUAUGUCUAAUAAUUGUGAUAAUAUUCAUAAAUGUAUUUAUUAUGAAGAAAAAUUAUAUAGAGAAAAAAAAGAAAUAGAAGAUAUUGUACAUAUAAAUAGCAAUAAAUAUAAUAAGAAAUUAAUAAGAGACAAAGUAAAAAAGUUAAGUUCUUAUAAUAAUCCUAUUAUUAACAAUAUAUCUGAUAAAUUUAUAUAUGAUGUAGAAAAAAUCUUCUUAAUGAAAAAAUAUUCCUACAUAAUAAAAGGCUUAAGAAAAAACGAAAAUAUUAAACAUAUAUAUUAUUUAUAUCAAAAUAUGUAUGAUAUUACGUACAAAUUAGAUCAUAUGAACAGUAGUAAUUUUUUUAAUAUUUCUUCAUAUAUAAUAGAUAUAUUAUUAUUAUCAGAAAUUAAGGAGAAGGAUAUAUUAAAAAAAAAAAUAAAUAAAAUUAAAUAUUCCUAUAGAAAGUUUUAUACAUCUACGUCUAACAUUAAUAUGAAUAAUAUUAUAAAAAGAAUAAUGGAAAAUAUGCGUACUGUUUCUGGAAUGAGGAACUAUGCAUCUAAAUGUGAGGACGCACAUGUAUGUUUUAACAUGAGAAAAAAGAGAAGAAUUAUAAAAAAUAAGGAUACAGCCAUAAAUAUCAUGAAGAAUAAUAAUAAUAUGAAGUGUAGUUCAACAACGACAGUGAAUAAUAGUGAUAGUAAUUCAAAUAAUAAUAAUAAUAAUAAUAAUAAUAAUAUUAAUAUUAAUAAUAUUAGUAAUAAUAAUAUUUGUUAUAGUAGGGACCAUUUUUAUUUUAAUCACAAAUGUAAGGUGAACAAUUUAGAAAAAAAUUAUCUUGUCAAGGAUAAAGAUAGCUUUUUUACGAGGGAUAAUAAAAAGAAUAAUACUUAUGAUGGUAAAAUCAAUAAAAAUAAAGAACAGGUAAUAAAAAGAGAAAGUAUAAGCAAUAAUAAUAAAUAUGAUAAAAAGAAAGAUGAAGAGAAUGUUCAAAAGAAUAAUGAAGAUGUGGGUCUGUCAAGUCAUUCAACUGUUGUAGGUACAGAUGUUAAGAAGCCCAAGAAAGAGAAUUUAUAUUAUAAAUACAAUUGUGCGAGAGAAGAAUUAUUAUAUGAAAUGAAGAAACAUGAAAAUAAAUAUAUAAGAAUUGAAACAUUAUAUGAUUAUUAUAAUGAUAAUAUAAUAAAUAUAUGUGAUAAUAAAAUAAGAAAAAAAAAAAAAAAGAAUCACGAUAAAUUUAUUUUAAUGCUGUUUUAUUAUCACAGUAAUAUGUUGAAGGAUAAUAAAUUAUAUAAUAUUAUAUUUGAUGUAAUCAGAUUUUUUCUUUAUAAUAAUAUUAUUACGAAAAGGAAUGCUCAUAACCAUAUAACAUUGAUAAAGAUAUAUGAGCUUUUUAUUUUGUACAAAUAUAAAUAUAAAAAGAUAUUAACAUUUUUUUUUCAUGAUGUAGAAGAUGAACAUAUUGAAAAGAAUAAUAAGAAUGAAGAAAUAGAUUAUAUAAAAAAUAUAUGUGAUUCUGAUAAUUAUAUAGAAUUAAUACAUUGUCAUUUAUUUAUGUUACGUUUAUUAUAUAAAUGUUAUAUGAAUAAGUUAAAAAAUAAAUAUGUGUAUGAAAAAAUAAAUUUGCAGUAUAUUAUAAAUUAUACAUUUACUAUUUUAAAUUGUUUAUUAAUAAAAUAUAGUUAUAAUAAAAAUAAUGUUGAAGUAAGAAGACGUGUAUUAUUUUUAUUUUCAGAAUUUUUGUAUAUAAAUUCUAAAUAUUAUUACAAAAAUAUAUUACAUUUUUUGGAAAAGUAUAAUAUAGAUAAUAUAAUAAAAAGUGAAAAGAAUAUCAUGAAAAUGAAUAAUUUAAAUGGUAAUGAUAAUAAUGAUAAUAAUUAUAAUAAUGAUAAUUAUAAUGAUAAUUAUAAUAAUAAUUAUAAUGAUUAUUAUAAUAAUAAUUAUUAUAUGGAUGAAGGAAUUAUGAAUAGCUUUGAUGAGAAUACUUCUAUAGAUUUUAAAAAAACACAGAAUAAAAGACAACAUGAAGAUUUUCUUGUGAAUUCAUUAGACAAAAGAAGGAAAAAAAAGAAUUUUUUAAUAAAAAAUGAACAAGAACAAAAUUAUAAAUAUGAUGAAUAUUAUAAUGAACCAAAUAACAAUUAUGUAUUAAAUAAUAAUAGUCAUAUGAUGUAUUCUCCAUAUCAAAAUAGUGUACAUCCAAGUUAUCAUGUACACAAAAAUAUAGAAAAAAAAAAAAACCAAAAUUAUGAUGAUAAGGUAUAUAAAGAUAUGGAAUAUGAAUAUAAUGAUGUAAAUAAAAAAAAUAGAUCAUUAUGUCGUAAUAAUAUUAGAAAUAAUAAUAAUAUAAUAUCUAACGAUUCAUCUAUUAAUUAUGAAUAUGAUACAUAUGAAGAACGAAAUAUCAACGAAUUAAAUAAUAAUGGAUAUGAUAAUAUUAAUAAAGGUAGUACCUCAUAUUAUAAUAAUGUUGAUUAUUUUAAAGAAAUAUAUACCAAAAUAUAUGAAAAUAUUAAUGUUGCUUUUUCAUCUUUUUUAAAAUGUUAUUAUAAAUGUUUUCUCAUUUUGAAUUUAAAAUUAUAUGAAAAUAAUAUGUUUAAAAAAAAUAUUAUAAGGAAAAUAAAAAAAAUUAUUUAUUUUAAUAAUAGCCUUUAUAGUAUGUUAUAUAUGAAAAAAUUACCAUGUAACAAGAUAUACAAUUUUGUAUUAAAUGAAAUAAAUUAUAAUUUAUUUAAUAAAGAUAUUUUUAAUGACAAAUCCUCUUUUUUUAAAAUUUUAAAAGAAGAUAUUAUUAUUUAUCAAGUUUAUAAACAAAAUGAAAAUUAUAUAAAAAAUAUAAAGGUAGAUUGUAAAAAUGAUUAUAAAUGUAAUAUGAAGGAAAAUGACAUUAUUGAUAAAAAGGAAAAUAUGUAUAGUAAGAAAAAAAUGGAUGAAGAUAUUUAUGUAGUAUCCAAAAAUUUGUAUAAAAUGAAUAACCCAAAUGAUAUAUACAACAUUUUAAUUACAUUUUAUAAAUGUAUGAAGAUGAACGAGAAUUUUGAUGUUUCCAAAAAAAAAAAAAAAUAUAAAAUGAAUAAAAUGGAAAAGAAUUUUAUUAUAUUAAGACAUACAUAUAUAUAUAUAAAAAAAAGAAUAUGUGAUGAAAUAGAAAAUAAUAAUAUUAUAAAUUUAUUUAAGAAAGCAAAAGAAAAGGAUGAGAAUUUUAUUACUAAUAUUGAUUAUUUACAUUCUUUGUUUGAUUCCAGAUUUUGUAUGAUAACUUUAAAUUAUUCAUUACAGAAAUUAAUAAUUAAUUUUUUAUAUGAUUGUAUAUAUUUUACAAUGAAAUAUGAAAAGAAGAAAAUUUAUUUUUCCCUUAUAAAUAAUAUGAUGAAUAUAUAUAAUAUGAUAUUUUCUAUAUUUUAUUUAAGAUUAAAUGCAUUUUCGGAUUUUUCAACAAAUAAAUUAAAUACUCAUAUAUAUAAUUUCAACAAAAAAAAUAUAUAUUCACAUGAUGAUACACAUAUAUAUAAUAUAUUCAAUUGGUUUUCCUUUAUUAAUUAUAGAUAUGGUUGUUCCUAUGAAUUCAUUAAUUUUGUAUUUACUUCUUUCCAUGUUAUCACAAAUUUCUUGGUAAAUAUAAAUAUCAGUACAGAAAUGAGCCAUAGAAAAUAUAUAGGAAGAAAAAAAAACAUAAUUCAUAUAUCACAUGAUUAUUUAAAAAAUAAGCAAUAUCACAAAAAUAUAAUAAAAAAUAAACAAAAAAAUGUCUAUGUUGAAAAAAAGAUAACAAAUGAUGAAUAUAUAAAAUAUAAUAAUAUUUAUAAUAAGGAAGAAGCUACUAAUAUGUUUCUAUUAUCAUCAGCUCAUAAUAAAUUAGAUAAUAAGUUAGAAAAAUACAUGAAGCAGCAAAAACGAAGCAAGCGAAAUAUAAAACCAGAAAGAAAUAUAUUAAAUAAUAUGUAUAUUGAUAAAAUUUACAUUUAUCGAAUUAUAAAACAAAUACAAAAGAACGUUAAUAAAAAUGGAGUCUUCAAAAUUCACGAUAAUUAUCUUGAGCAAAAACUCAAGAUGGAUAUGGAUAAACAUUAUUGUUAUAUUACAAAUAAUAAUAAUAAUAAUAAUAAUAAUAAUAAAAUAUAUAAACAUGAAAAAGAUAAGACAAAAAAAAAAAAACAAAAAAAAAACAAAAAAAAAAAUUAUAUUGAUAUUUAUUAUGGUUUAAUGAAAAAUAUUUUAUUAAACUUAAAUAUGAACAAUGAACAAAAUAUCAUACAUAAUUCAAUAAAAUGUAAAAAGAAAUUAUGGAGAGAUUUUCUUACAAACGAAUCUUUCAAUAAACAACUUUCAAAUAUAUUAUAUAAAAAUAAAAAUUCUCAUAAAAUCUUAAAUAAAAUACAUACAUAUUUAUAUUUUAAUGUAAGUACUAACCAUUAUAUUAAUAAUAACAAUUUCUCUUAUAUAAGAAGAUGUGCUAAAAAUAUAAAACUCUUAAAUUAUCAACAUUUUAGAUUUAAAAACAGUAAACAUAAUAAAAAUGUUGAAUAUUACCAUGUUAUUAAAUAUAAUAAAGAUAUGGAAAAUAAAUUAAUAUUAAAUGAUUAUAUUAAGAAAUAUAAACGAAUUGUUAGAAAAUAUAAUAGGUUAAAAAAAAUAAAAAGAGAAAUAAAAUGUGAAAGAAAUAAUAUGUCCGUUUUUACAUAUGUAGCAUUAAUUAAUAGAAGUUAUAAUAAAUUGUACACAUCUAUAUGUCCUACAUUUUCUCACAUUUUGUUUUUAUUAAUAUCUAUAUUGUAUGUUGAAAAUUAUAAUAUUUUAUAUAUCAAGAAAUCUCCAGAUUUUUUUAUGAUCAAUGAUAUAUAUAAUACAUAUUAUAUAUUUUUGCAUAUAUCUAAUUCUAUUAUAUUAUUGUCUUCCUCUCCCUUAAGAAAUCAUUUACAUUUUAACCCGGUCCUUCAUUUGGAUAAAGAGUUUUAUAAGCGAAGAAUGAUAACAAGGUCGGGGAAGAACGGGGAAAAUGAAAAUGUGGAAAAUGAAAAUGUGGAAAAUAAAAAUGAUGUAGAAAAUAAAAAUGAUGUGGACAAUCAAAAUAGUGUGAGAAAGGUAUUAUAUGGUGUAAAUAAAAUAAAAACUAAUGAAUUAAAUACAAUCAAUUCAAACAGAAAAAAAUGUAAUUUUUUGGGAUCAGAUAACGGGGUGCACGUAUCGGAAGGUAAUAAUAUAUUUAUGAUUAAUAAAAUAAUGAAACGAAAUCAUAUACAUGACGAUGCUAACAAUGAUUCACACAAGAUUGGUGAACAUUAUGGUCAUGUGUAUGAUAAUUAUAAGAAUAAUAAAAAUGAGAUUGAUUUAUCUUAUGAUAAUAGAAAUGUUUCAUGGGAACAUCAUAAAAUAUAUAGAAUAUAUUUAGAUACACUUUUGAAUUUUGCUUGCAUGAAUAUUUUAUUAAUAACAAGAAGAAAACAUAAUAAGAAAACAAAAAUGAAGAGAAAUAAAUAUAUUUAUAUUUUUUGUAAUAUUAUUGAAAAUUUAUUACAGAAUUGUAUCUUUUAUAUAGAUUUAUAUAAUAACAGUAAAUCUAAAAAUAGUAUAUUAGAUAUGGAUGAUAUGUAUAUGAGAUUAAAUAAAUAUUGUAAAGAUAAUAAUAUGAUAGAAUACUAUGAUUUAAUGAAACAGAAUUUAAUAUAUCAUUAUUUUUAUAAAUAUUAUAUUAUAGAUGAAUAUAUUCAUAAUUUCUGUAUAAAACGAAAUGAAUUAUAUAAUUUAGAAAAAUGUUCAUUGAACAUAUUUUAUUUUUCGAUGAACAUUUUAUUAACAAUAUUCAAUUCAGAUAUAUCUAUACAUUUAGAGAGGUCCUUAUAUAAUAUAAAUUAUUUUCAUCAUACAAAUUUAUAUUACGAUAUUAUAUUGAAUAAUAUAAAGAAAACCAUGGCGUUUAUAUAUGAUAGUAAUAAAUCCUCUUUUAAUUCGAUUGUUACUUGUGUGUUAUAUUAUCUCAACAUAUAUAGGAAAAACGAAAGAUUAAUUAUCAAAAAUCAUGAGGACAAGAAGAAUGAAAAGGAUGAUCCUAAUGGUUUUCAUUUUUUUGAUAAAUCUAUAAAAGAUGAAGAUAAAAGCAAUAUUCAAUGUGAGGAAGAUAAAAAGAAAAAAAAUAUUGUGAAUGUUGGUACUAGUAGUUUUUCUUUAAAGAAAUGUAUUUUUCAAAAAAUACAAAACGUGAUAGGUUCUACAGGAAAUAAUAAUAAAAAUGAUCAAGAGAAGGAAGUUAUUUAUAUACAUGAUGAAGAUAGUAAUAAAUCCACCACGCCUAUUAAGUAUGAUGAGAAAAAAAAUGCUCUUCAAACAAUAAGAAAAUAUGAUAAAUAUGAAAGCAAAAAAAAAUUCGAAAAAGAAAAUAAUGUCGAAAAAAUAAAUUAUGUCGAAAAAAAAAAUUAUGUCGAAAAAAUAAAUUAUGUCGAAAAAAAAAAUUAUGUCGAAAAAAAAAAUUAUGUCGAAAAAAAAAAUUAUGUCCAUGAAAAAAAUGAUGUGGAAAAAAACCAAAAUGGUCAUUUUAAUCAUCUUAAGAAUGAUAAAAAAUGUAGAAAAAAAAUUAUUAGUUCAAUAAUAUUUGAUAUGAUUUGUCCUUAUUUAGAUAUAACAAAUAUAAGGAUUCAAAACAAGAUACAAAGGAGAAAUCAUAGUAUAAAUAGUUUAAUAAAUAUUUGUUAUUCUGUAUUAUUUCAUAAUUUCUUAUUUAUUAAAUCAGUAUAUCCAUUCGACAUGUUAACAAAAGAAAAAGGAGAGGAAGAAUUUGAUGAAAAAAAAGUAAAAGUGACUAAAUAUAAUUAUGAUAUAUUUAAUAUGAAAAUGUUAAAUAUUGAGGUUGUCGAAUUAUUUUUAUCUUUAUAUAUUCAUAAGUAUAUGCAUAAUAUAUGUUUAGAUAUAAAAAAGUUGGUUGAUUAUAAUAUGUAUAUGAAUCAUUUCUUUUGGGUAUUUAAGAAAUGUAGUAUACCGAUAUAUCAUAAUGAUUAUAUAUAUUUAAACUAUAAAUUUAAUAAUUUGUAUUAUACUUUUAAUGACUACAAUGUGUUGCAAUUCUUGAUAAAUUUUAAGAGAUCCAAGAGUGAAGGAAAAGAAUUUAUGAUGUCGUUUGUUAAAAUCUUUGAAGAAAAGAUAUGUCUAGAAGAAGAAAUAGGACUAGACUAUAUAGAUCCUCUCAUUUUUAAUAUUUUUCUUGAUUAUAUGAAGGAUGUAUAUAUGACGGAUGAAUAUUAUUUUGUGUGCUUUUAUGAAUAUACGAAAAAUGCGUACAACGAAAAGAAGGACGAUAAAAUGUUUAGCCUUGAUAAUUUUGAUUGUUAUAUGGAUGAGCUGAAUGAAUUAAAUCCUUAUUUAAUAAGAAUGGAUACAAAAAAGAAAUUGAAUGAUGAUAUAUAUAUGACAUAUUUAAGAUUAGUAAUUAAAGAGAACAUAAAUUAUAAAGAAUUAUGUGAUGGAGAAUGUAAAAGAAAAAGUGUAGAUAAUAUUACAAAAGGGGAAUGUGAAUAUAUAAAUAUAGAUGAAUUAGCGAAUGAUAAAAAGAAUAUAUGUAUUGAAGAAAAGACCGAAAGUAAUAUGUUUUAUAAUAAAUUGAAAUUUAUAAAUAAGAAGCAAAAAGUAUGGAAUACAAAAGAAAAGAUGAAAUUAAUAUUAAACAAUGAUCCUAUACGAUUUAAAAAGUUUUAUAUGUAUUAUAAAAAGAUAACAUUUAAUUUAAUAAAUAAGAAGAAUAUAAAUUAUUUAGAUUUAAUAAAAGUAAUGAAUAGAAAACAUUAUAAUCAUUUUAGUAAUAUAUUUUUUAGCUCGUUUGUACAUAUAAUGAGUGAAAUAAAAUAUGAUUAUAAUAAAACAUAUAAUUUUAAUAUAUUAAAAAUAUUAGAUAAACUAAAUGUAGGUUUAAAAGCAUCUUUUUAUAAUAAUAAAAAUAUCUUAUUAUAUUAUUAUACAUUUCAACAAUAUUUUUAUUUAUAUAAAUUUUUAGAAGAUAAAUAUUAUUCUGAAUGUGUGUUAUCCGAAUAUUUAUUGUUAAAUAUAAAAAAUAAUAAAUUCAUCGAGAAUGAAUUAUAUAAUAAUGAUUUGUAUAGGAUGUAUUAUUAUAUUAAAUUUUUAUAUUUACAUAAUAUAUUAAGACAUACAGAUUUGUUAUUAAAUUUUUUAAUUUAUAUAUAUUAUAAAUAUUUUUAUUAUAAUUCACACGCUAUUGAUCACAACUUUACACAUUUUAUUCAUUUAUUUUUGAGUAUUCAUGAAGAAUCAUAUAAUAAUAGUCUUAUUAUGAUUGAAGGUAAUAAAACAAAGGAAAAUAAUAUAGAUCACACAAAUCAGAAGGAUAUAUUUGUAAGAAAUUUAUUUAUGUCUCUUGAUAAAUGUAACUAUAACAAAUUAGGGAAUAAUAGAAAAAAUAUGAAGAAUAUUACAAAUGAUGAUACUCUUUUAAGAAACAAUAUAAAUAAUAUUACAAAUGAUGAUACUCUUUUAAGAAACAAUAUAAAUAAUAUUACAAAUGAUGAUACUCUUUUAAGAAACAAUAUAAAUAAUAUUACAAAUGAUGAUACUCUUUUAAGAAACGAUGUUCUUAAAAAAAAUGAAAUAAUUGAUGAUAAAAAAGGUAUGAGUAUAAAACAAUAUAGCAUUAAACAUAAAUCAUUUUAUAACGAGGAAGAUUAUAUGAGAAAUGAUGAUAAUAAUAAUAAUAAUAAUAAUAUUAUAUAUAAAGAUGCAAAUAAUUACUAUUUAGUAUUAUUAAAUUCUCAAAAUAGAUAUAUACAAAUACUAUUUUAUAAAGUGUUAUGUAAUUUUAUAAAAUGUAAAGUACAAACAUUAAAUGCUAAGAAUUUAUUUAAGAACGUAAACUUUUAUUUAUCAUCUUUUGUAACAUAUUCAUUUCUUAAUACAUAUAAUGAAGACAACAAUUUUUAUUACAAGGCUUUAAAUUAUAAAUACUCCUUUUAUGAUUUUAGUACACUUAAGAAAAACAUUAAGUUGUGUAUAUAUUUGAAAAAUUUAUAUUUAAAGCAUGAUAUGUUUAAUAGUGAUAUAUUAAAUUUUCUGCAUAUUGAGGGAUAUAAAAAUAGAAAACUGAGGAAAGCUAAAACGAAAAUUAAAACGAAAAUUAAAACAAAAGAAAAAAUGAAUGAAAAAAUAAAAAUGGGCAAGUUUUAUUCUAGUGAUAAUAUAAAAUAUGAUCAAAAUGGGUGUAACAAAUAUGAGGGGGAAAAUGAUGUAUCACAUAAUAACGUUUUAGAGAAUCACAAGAAUAGUAGUAGAAAUAUAUAUGGAUAUACAAAUACUUAUCCAAAUACAUAUGUUCAACGUGAUUACCAUAAUGUGAAAGAAACUCAUGAUGUGUUAUAUAAAAAUAAUGAGAAAUUAAAUUAUAAACGUUCUUUUGUUGAAGAUGAUGCGAUAAAUAAUACAGCGGUAGUUAUUAAGAAAUACAAACUGAAUAAUAUUGAUAAUGCUCAUGAUAGCUAUAAUGAUAAUGUAAAUAUCUCAGAAGGGUCCGUAAGUGUUGAAGAAGAAAGAGAUAAUAGAAAAACAAGAAAGGAUUAUGGUAAUUAUUCUGAUGAUAAAGAAGGAUGUAAUAUUAAUUGUAAUAUUUAUGAUAUGAAUAAUCAAUAUGGAAGAAUAAAAAUCGAAAUGGAACAUUCUAAUGAUUGUUAUAAUGAAAGAAAUAAUUAUCCAAUGAAUCAUGCAUGUCAUGUAGAAAGAUGUAAUAUGGAAUAUAAAGAAGAAAGUAAUAAUAUAAAAAACACAAAAUAUGUUUUUGAUAAUACAAAUUGUAUGAAUAUAAAAAAAGAAAUUUAUACGGAUGAAGAUACAAUUGAUUCUAUAGAUUCAUUAAAACAAGCAGAAAUAUUUAAGAACAAAUUUUAUAAAAAUCGCAAAAUAAAAAGAGUUUCUAAGAAAUAUUAUAUUAACAUUUUAAAUUAUCAUUUAAAAAAUAAGGUGCAUGGUUAUUCAAUUAAAUCUUUGGAUAGUUUAAAAUUGGAUGAUAAGUCUAUAUAUUUAAUAUUUUUAUUUCUAGGGAAUAUUUUUACUGUAUUAUAUAAUUCUUUAUUACCCUAUUGUGGUUCACAGCAUAAAUAUAAAAUGAUAAAUGAUAUAAAAAGCAAAAUGGAGAAAAAGGAAAAAGACAAAAUUGUAGUGAAUAUAAACGAAAAUAUGUCAAGUGAUUAUGCAUAUAAAAUAACAACAGAUAGUAAUAGUAGUAGUAACAAUAAUAAUAAUAAUAAUAAUAAUAGUGGUGGUAGGUUUAGUAGUACGAAGGAUCAUAGGAAUAAUUAUACAUAUGAAGAGCUGUUAUUAAAUUUUAUGCUUAUAUCAUUGUGUUAUUAUUCUGAUAGUUUAAUAUUUUUAAGUUAUAAUAUUGUUCAUUGGGAUAAUCAGUCUGAGGAUAUUGAUACAGGAGGGGAUGAGGAAGAAAAGCACAAAAGGGAAAGUAAACAAAAAGGAGAUGAUAUAAAUGGAGGCAUAAAUGGGGGAAUAAAUGGAGGAAUAAAUGGGGGCAUAAAUGGAGGCAUAACUGAUAAAUUGAAUGAUAAUAUAAAUUGUGUCAUAAAUGAUGAUUAUAUAAAAGAUAUUGAAGAGGACAGUGAAAAUGAUAAUAAUAGUAGACAAGGCAAAAGUAAUAUUAUUAUUAAUCAAGAUAUAUCUUAUUGUGUUAAAAAGAAUUUAAAGGUUGAUGAAAAAGAUACUUUCUUAUCGUCAAAUGAAAAUUCAAAUAAAAUGACUUAUGCUAAAUCAAUAAAAGUAUCAAACGAUAAUAUAAAUGAUUGUGUAAUAAAACCAUCUUAUGUUAAUACAAAUAAUUAUUAUAAUUUUCGAAAGAAAGCUGAAGAUAUAUUUAAUAAUGAAAAAGAAUGUGCUAAGAUGAUAAUUCCCUUAUAUAAAUUAUUAGUAACAAGAUUAAAAAUUUGUUUGUAUUAUCCACAUUAUUUUUUCCUAGCAUGCUUAUUUAACUAUAAAUAUGAUACAAACUUAUCUAAUACAUUAUUAAAUUAUAUUAAGGAAAAGAAUUUUUUAAAACAAGGCAUUGUUAAUUAUAUUUUUGAAGAAAAAGAAAGAAAAAGUAAAGAAAACAAAAUAUAUAAAAUGAACUAUUCUGAUAAGGAUAAUAUAAAUAAUAAUCUUCACAGUAAUAGUAUAUAUUAUAGUAGUGAUAAUAAAUUAUACCAAACCAAAUUUAAUAAUUUUGUAAAUAUAAAUAGAAAUAAUGAAAAAAAAGAUGUUAAGCAUAAUUAUAUAUCUGAUGGAAUAUAUAACAAUAAGGAGAAUAAUACAAAUAAUAAAGAUAAUCAAAAUAUUUUAUUUUCUUUAAUGAGGAAAUUAAAAAAUACUUGUGAUAGUUUUAAUAAUAAUGUAGUCUCAUGUAAAAAUACAAUAUUGAAAAGUCACAAUAAUAAUAAUAGUAAUAAUAAUAAUAAUAAUAAUAAUAGUAAUAGUAAUGAUGAUAUCCAUGUUGAUAAUAUUAACAAAGUAAAUAUUGAAUAUAUAAAAAGUCAUCCUACCAUAGAUAAUGACCAUAAUAAUAAUAACAAAAAUUUGAACCAAUAUGUAUAUGAAAGUAACAACAUGUAUAUAAAUUAUUAUUGUGAUUAUCAUGAUCAUAUGUUAAAAGGAACGGAUUAUUGUCAAAAAACAAAUGAUAUCACAUCUAUACAUAGUAAUAUUCUUCAUUAUAAUAUAAAUUUAGAAGAAAAAGAAAAAAAUGGUACAACAAUAGAUGUAGGAAUUAAUAAUAAUGUGGUUGAUUCUAUAAAUGUGGAUCAUAUGAAUUGUUUAGAUUUUGAUGAAUGGGAAAAAAAAAUUGAAGAUAAUGAAUUGAAUUGUUUAAAUUAUAAUAUGAAUAAUUUAAAGGUUCGAAUUAAAAAUAUAGAAAUUCGUUAUGAAGAUGUUAUUAAUGAUAUUAUUGAAGGUUUACAAAAUAUUUUUGAAAAUAAAUUGUGUAGUAAUUAUAAUUCACAAGCUGCUUAUCAUAUAUGUGUAUAUUAUUUUAUGAGAAAAAAUUAUAGCAAAUGUAUAUAUUAUAUAAAAAUAUUUAUUAACAAAGGAAUAUUUAAAGUUUGGUUAAAUGAUUCAUAUAAUAAUGAUUAUUAUAAUUUAUAUUGUAAAAGAAUUAGAAGAAGUGAAUUCUCUAUGAUAAAAUAUUGUACUAUAUUGUUGGAACUAAGUAAAAAUAUUUUAAAGAAAUUGUUAGGAAAAAUUAAUUUUGCCUUAUCCAGAGAAAAGAAAAAAAGAAUAGAAGAUUUAUUUAAUAAUAAACUAGAUGGAGAAAUUAAAAAGUUUUUAUUAUUAUCUAAAAAUGUGCACCACAAAGCUGUAAAUAAUAAAAGUAUAAAUAAUGACAACAUAAAUUGUAGUGAUAGAUUAAAUGAGAUAAAUAUAAAUAAUAAUAUAAAUAAUAAUAUAAAUAAUAAUAUAAAUAAUAAUAUAAAUAAUAAUAUAAAUAGUAAUAUGAAUAAUAAUAAUAAUAAUAAUGUGGAUGUUAAUUUAAAUUAUAAUUUGGAAAAAGAAAGGGAUUUUACACAAAAUGUGUAUAGAGAAAAGGAGGUAAUAAUAAUAGAUGAACAGAAUGAUAAUAUGGUUGAAGCGCCUUAUAAUGACAUAAGUAAGAAUGAGGAAGAUAGUGAUAAAAAAAAUAUAGAGGAGAAUACAAAUAUUGUAAUAGAUGAAUGCAUAAAAGAUCAAUAUAAGGCUAUGAAUUUGAGCGAAAAGCACAAUACAGUAUUAGUAAAUACUACUACAACUACUAAAAAUAAUAACAAUAAUAAUAAUAAUAAUAAUAAUAAUAGUGGUAGUAGUAACAAUAAUAAUAAUAGUGGUAGUAGUAACAAUAAUAAUAACAAUAAUUACUAUAAUUAUUAUUAUAAUAAUAAUAACUGUGUAGUUAAUCAAAACGAAGAAGACAUAUCUAUAAACGAAAACAAAUGGAUCUUUUUAGGAUAUGAGAAUUUAGAACAUUUAAAUGAUGUUUAUGAUAUUUUAAAAAUAUUAUUCGAAUCAUAUACACAGAUUGGUAAAAAUUUAAAACGAUACAAUGACAUAGAUUCCCUGGAAGAAGUUACAUGUAUGCAUGGAUCGAAUUUAUCAAUUGUUAAUAUAAUUUUUAAAAUGAUAACUGAUCAUUUAUGUUUUAUAUUCGAAGUCUUAUGUUAUUUUACUCCUUACGUUUUAAUAUAUCCCCUGAUUUUAUUAUUUACCAAGCGUACAAUAAUGAGUAUUAAAUCGGAUACAAAUAAUAAUCGUAAUAAUAAUAAUAAUAAUAAUAUUGUAAUAGAUGAGAACAAUAAUAUUGUCAUUAUUGAUGAUAAUAGUAAUAUCUAUAUCGAUGAGAAAAACAAAAUUAAAAAGAGCACAACAAUAAAUAUAAACAAUGAAAUUAAUAAUAAUAUUAAUAUUAAUAAUAAUAAUAAUAAUAAUAUUAAUAAUAAUAAUAAUAAUAAUAAUAAUAAUAAUAAUAAUAAUAAUAGUAGUAACACAAAAGAAUAUCUUAAAGAUACAAUAAUGUACCUCAAAGAAGCUUAUGUAAACGAAGAAUUAAUAUAUGAAAAAUCCACAGCAUGCAUGGAUUUAAGAAUUUUAAAAUUAUUUAGAGAAUUUCUUGCUAAUAAAACUGUUACUCUACCAUCUAAUUUAUUAUCUAGAAUGCAAAAUGUAUAUUUAAUUAUAUGCAAAAAGUUAUUGUAUUACCAAAAGAAUCAAAAAGAUAUGGAAAAAAAUAUUAAUAAUAAUAUGAACAUAGGAAAUAAAAAGAAAAAAGAAAGCGUCAUAAAAUUUGUUGAUAAUGCUUUUCUUAAUGGUAACAAAACCAUUCUUUCUUCUUUUCUAAAUGUUUUCCAAAAUAUGCAAUUAUUAAAAUGUAAUAAUUAUCUUAAUUGUGAAGAUAUUAAAAUAUUAACUAACAAACUUGUAUAUAAUUCUGUAUAUACAGAUAUAAAUAAGAACAAGAAUUUAACACGAAUAGACGAAAAUAAGAAACAAGCAGAAAAUAAUAAUCCUAUGGAUAAUGUAUAUAUUAAUAACAUUUUUGAUAGAAUUAAAAAUGACUUAUAUAAAGAAAACUUUAUUACAUAUGGAAAUAUAAAUAAUACUCAAGAAGAAGAUGACAAAAUUCAUAAUCCCGAUGAUAAUCAUCAUCAUAUGGAAAAAACUAAAGAAAAUAAUAUAUUUAAAAAUAAUUUGUAUUAUAUCAAAAUGAAUAAUAUGAAGAAUAUAUGUUUAUAUGAUGAUUAUGAUAUUUUCAAUAAUUUAAAAACGAAAAAUGAAGCUCUCAAUUGUGUAAAUGCUAUUGUAACAGAUAUGAAUUCUUCAGCCAAAAAAAAUGACAACGCAAAUUUUAAGAAAAGAAAAACAAUCGACUCGUCUUUGAAUGAGGUUAGAAAUUCGAUACGUGAAAGGGACUUAAGAAGGCUUAACAGAGAAAAGAGUAAAAUCUUAUAA